GUCGUGUGUGUGCAAGUGUCCUAGGGGGAAGUGAUGCUACCCAUGUCCGUGUCACCCUGAGUAACGUCGCGCCGCUAUGGCAAGCGCCGUAGGUGCAGUGUUAGACGAGGGCGAGUCGUUCGGAGACGUCGUCGACGAGUAUUUCUCCUUCAUUUACGACGAAGCCACAGACGACGGUGUGAGUGAUACGGAAGAGAGCGAGGCUGACGGGGUCGGCCGCGGCUCGUGCAUGGACAUCACCUACCAGGUUCAGGAUCCAAUAUAUCAGAAUCUCUGGAGAAGAGGAGAAUCAGUGAAACCAAAAGAUGUGCCGUCAGGAGCUGGCGUUGAGGCAAGCAGUAGCAGCAGUGCCGCGAGACGAGUCCAGAGAAAACCCAAGGCUCUCUUAAAGACGGACGAAGGUGUAGUGGGCAUGGCCACGAGUGCUCAAGGCAGUUUUCGGGACAUAGAGCAAAAUCGCAUACAGGGAUUCGACAGCUUCUUGGAACCCGCCACAGAUUCAGUGUCCAGCCGCGGUGGGGCGCCAGCUGGCAUUGAGAAUAGCGGGGAGGUUGCUAACCUCAGCCCCACUGCUGGUCAGCUGGCACGACCGGCCUCCACAGCGCCAGUUUCCAUUAACAUCUCCGCAGCAACCAACACCAUAUCAACCUCGAGCCACUUCGAGGCCCCCACGACGGCCAGCACUCAGCCCGGGGGGCGGCUGGCCGACGUCCGAGGCAAGUCGGUGGUCCAGCUACCCUCUGGCCCCGUAAUGGGCGAUCACGAAGCCGUCGCCAGCCAUCAGGUGUCUCCUGCCAGCAAGCAGACCAUCUAUAUCAACGGAGACACCCCGGACCGAGGUUCGGGCGCCACUUCGGUGUACCUGGUGGGCCAAGGGGCGGCGUCACCUGCUCAAGACGUCACGCUCGAGCCAGCCGUCACAGCCCCGAUUACUAUUCAGGUGUCUCAAAGUCCCGCUGAGCAAGACCCGGCGCGUAAUGAGGCGUCUCGGGCGAGUGUCACGACGGGUCUCGAGGCCCGCGAUGUGGGCAGGUUCCUGGAGGAGGUGCAUACCCCGCUUUUAGCCGAGGAGGCGCGAAGGGCGGCUGGGGGAGGCUCCACGUACGCGAUGGAAGCCCCUCCGGACCUCGUGCGCGACUCCGCCCCGCACGCUGGCGAGCGAACCCUCAACAUCGGCGCCAUCGAGUGCGAAAUCCUAGACGAACUCUUCGAGGACAUGAUGCUGAAGGAGUCAAAAGCGAGUCCGCCUGUCGGAGCUCAGGUGGUCGACAUGUCAUCCCCCGCAUAUAUGAAUGGCGUGUCGUCGAGCCCGGACUCCCCAAUCGAUUGUCUGAUUAAUGGUUUACCAAGGUAUUGCCACAGCAGAGGCGACGAGGAUGGCCUGGCGGAGAUGACGUUGCCCCCAGCUGAGUCAGAGCCGGCAAUCCUAGGGAAGUAUAAGGCGGCCCUCGAGGCGCCCGAGGCCGAGUUCUGCGUCACUCCUACGGACGGGAAGUGUCUCGACGACGAGGAGUGCAGCGAGGCUCUUGUGGAGUCGUGGAAGUACGUUCCGGGGGGCGACGAGUGGCCCCUUCAACUCCCUACAGACGCGAGUGCGAGUCCUAAAGAAGGUGAAGCACAGAUCCGCGAAAUGUGCAGCGGUGGCAGUGUCGAUUUUUUGCUAUGUCCGGAGGAAGAAGGCGCUGGGAGGUUUCGCUCUACCUUUAGAGAUCCGUGGGAGAGUGAGGACGGGCUGAGAGGACAUGAGACCCAGCCACCCAAGGAUUUGCAAGCUCCUUCGCAGGCUCAGACUCCGGUCGCCACCAAUCUCUGUGACUCGACCUCACUACCCAGGGACGAGCCCUUCAAUAUCCACAGUGACAUUCUCUUGGGCGACAAAGAACCUCAGAGUGUUGGUGAAAUGUCCUUGGCGAAUGUCGACACUAUCACAAAUGCUCAUAACAAGUGUGUUUCGGAUGUGGAUGCAGCCUUAAGUUAUAAAAACUCUUUUGUGAAUCAGGAGAUACCAACAACGACAAAUAACUUUCCUUUCGUGGAGCCCAUUAAACCUCUCAAUAACAGUGACGUAACUAAUAGUGCCCAAGAAUUGUUUGCUAGUAGCAGUGAUAUCCUAAGAACAGACCAGGGCGCCCCCCUCAACCUCCUUCCAGACUUAGUGCAGCUCAGUGAUUCUACCUCGACCCCCGCACAGAGCCCCUCCUCCCCCCCGGCAGAGUGCGACGAGCGCGGGGAGCGUUCAUGGCACGAGCUGGGGGGCGGGCGGGCCGAGGCAGGGGCGUGUGCGACAAGCGACGGCGACGGGGAUAUGAUUUCCGAGAGCGACCAGGACGGGCCUGCGUCUCCAGGGCCUUCCGCGGGAAAGGCGCUUCCCUCUGACGGCGAAGGGGCAGCUCCCUGUCCUCCUGACAGCGAUGCGGAUGAGAACGAUGGCACGGGCCUGGCCGCAGCCAUGUCACGGGUGGUUCGCCGGAGCAUGAGGCGUAUGCGGCGGCUGCGGUUGUCCGGCCGUCGAUCCCCGAACCGCGGACACAAAAGCGCCGAAGACGCUCCCGCGAAUACCAGCGAGGAAACGGAGGGUCGGCGCACCGUGCCUGCGGCGCCUGCGGUAGGGUUGCCCACCGUGCGCUCCCCCGCAGCGGCCUCCAUCAUCGUGUCCUCCCUGGUGGCCGCCCUCGCGCCCCCGCCCCUCCACGCUCACCCCCGAGAAAUCCUUGAUCCCCCGCCCACAGAAGCCCCCGCGCUAAGCAACGGCGUAAGCGACAACCAACCCGACGGCGGCCAGGCGGGGGCGGCGGGGGGCGACAAGCGGCAGCGUCGUUCGCGGCAUCGACGCUCGGGUUCCAGAGGCCGCCGCGACCCUUCGUCAGAGUCACCCGCGCCCUCGCCGCCCCUGAGUCUGGAGGUGGAGGUGGGUGGGUACGCCCCCAGCGCGCCGCCAAGCAUAGACGUCCUCCCGCUCUCCCCAUCGUCUCCUCCGCUGCUCGUGGAGGCAACGCCGACUCCUAUCCCCAGUGCUCCUCCGAGCCUGGAGGACGCGCUGCUAGCGACGGAGGGAAGCCGCGGCGAACGAGGGAGCGCUGCCCCCCGCCCUGUACCCCUCGCCUCCCCAGCCCCCUUCCCCUCCGCCCCCGCCGCGGCACUCGCCCGCUCUUCCGCCACGUCCCCCUCCCGUGCCCCCACUACUACGUCCCCCUCCCGCACCCCCUCUACCACGUCCCCCUCCCGUGCCCCCACUACUACGUCCCCCUCCCGUGCCCCUACCACUACGUCCUCCUCCCGUCCCUCCUCCGCCACACCCCUUCCGCGCCCCUCUACCACCAUCUCCAUCCCGAGGCCCUCCACCACGUCACCCUCGCGCCCCUCCACUGCGCCCAUCCCUCGCCCGCAAGUCACCACGACACGCCACACCUCCCGCCCGACCACGACCCCCAGCGCCGCCACUUCUCCCGCCCACUCCGCCCGCCUGGCCUCGCCGCCGCCGCCGUCAGCCACUGCCACUGAAGGGACGGCUUCAAACGCCAGGCGAGGGCAGAACCAGCGGCGCCGCCAACGACGGCGCGGCGACAGCAACAAUAACAACAGUGCCACAUCGACGACUGACAGAGCCGCAGCCGGGACGACCACCGCCGCCAACGACGCCAGAUCGAGAAAUGCUAAUAGCAAUAACAGUAAUAAUAACAAUAACAACAGCACUGCCAACAACAACAACGUUCGUGACAGCCCUAGAAGGAACGCAUAUGCAGGUUCGUCCUCGGGAGCUGGUCUGGAGGCGGAGCGUCUGAGGGUUCAAGGAGGGACGUGGACCCACAGUCACUCGGGUCUGAUGUCAUCCCUCGCCGUCACCGUCACCACGUUCAACAUCUCGAGGUUCGCCGUGCUGGGAGCCCGCUUCGGAUGGCCGUUCGUGGUGCAGUGGGGCGUGGUCUCCCUGGUGCUGGGGCUCCCUCUCAUGACCUUCCACAUGACAGUCGGACAGUACUUGGGCGCCGGCGUCGUCGACAUGUGGAGAAUCUCACCCAUAUUCCAGGGUGUCGGCUACAGCUUGGCCCUGGCGCAGGCGCUGCUGGGUGUGUACUGCUGCGUGCCCAUAGCCUGGCUCUUCAUCUACUUCAGGGACUCCUUCAGCAUACACCACGGCAGGUUCCGGUGGGCCGACUAUCGCUUCGUCAACUCUUCAUUGCAAGAGAACUUCAGUGCAGUUAUCGAGGGGGUUCCAAAAUAUUUCAAUACCCAAGUGUUGCAAAGGAGCGCUGACAAUACAUCCUGGCUGCAAGACCUGGGUUCUCUCAAGUUCGACAUGGCCUUCAACAUCGCUCUUAUUUGGAUCAUUACUCUGAUUGCCCUGAGUAGAGGUAAUCAGCUAUAUGGAAAGGUGUGUUACAUUAUAUUCCUGUUGCCACUUCUGUGUUAUUUGGUGGUGUGUCUUUAUCUGGCAUCAUCUACCAAAGAUGACAUCUACAUGAAUGGUGCAAACUUCAAUGAUAUUUUCACAAGUAGCCGUUCCUGGAUGGCAGCUAGUCGAGAAGUGUUCCUAGUCUGGGGCGUCCAUGGGGCUGUCCUGCAACAAAUGUCUGCUCAUAAUAAGCGUGGUCAUCCAUUAUACCGAGACACCACGAUAGUGUGUCUCAUAACCACACUCACCCUAGUACUGGCAGCUGUCACAGGCUUAUCAUGUGUGUCUGGGUUUCAACAAAACAACUUACAUUAUAAACCCUCUUCUUUUGAAAGAACAGAAACGGCGCAGUUCCUCUCCAACAUCCCCUCCCGACAGUCUCAGAUGCACGAGUCUUUCCUUUCCUUUCGGAAGACCAAUGGGCCCCCAACUAUGCCUGCGGAGUAUAUGCACUACGAUAACUUCUACGCAGGGAUAAGAAUACGAACACACAGAAGUAUGAGUGUGACCAGAAAAGAAGACGAUGAACCCAGCGGCUACCAGAGUCUACGUCUUGCGACAGAGUUGUUCCCUGCAUUGCUGGGAGUGUAUGGCACGAAGAACAUCUCUCCUUUUUGGUCAUCUCUCUUCUUCCUGAGUCUGCUGCUCUUCGGAAUAGCGCAGCAGCUGGCUAUGUGGCGGACAGUGGUUGAGGCAGUGAUACGCAUCAACCAGGAGCGUCUGCAAGCAUGGGAGACUUUCAUCACCUUCCUAUGCUGCGUCUUUGGGUUCUCAGCUGCACUUCCCAUGGCAACUGGGGCGGGGAUACAGAUAAUGUACUUCCUUGAUUAUGUUGUGAGCUGUGGAUGGUGGCUAAUGAUAAUACAACUAGUCCAGAUUUUUGCUCUCUUAUUUGUUCGUGGAAAGCCUUACAGUGGGCACGACAUAGUCAGUGAGCUGAUGGGAAAGAGUGACCAAUGCCGUUCACUGUGGCUAGGUCCUCUUACCUCCUUUGCCUGGAAUAUUAUAGUCCCAGUUGGUCUCCUUGUGCUGUCCAUCUCAUCAUUCAAGUCUGGACAGUUUAGAGAAGUAUUUGCCUGGGGCAGUAAUAGCUACUGGCCAAUAGGGGUCUGUCAACUAGCAUCAGCUAUGCAACUUUUCCCAAUUCUUCUGGUGCCACUUGUAGGCCUUAUUCAGACUUGCCGAUAUUUGGCUUCAACUGAUGAUGAUUUGUUUGAGAGAAUACAGUUGCUGUACAGGCCAUCUCUCAGACAACGGACAAGUGGCAACAGUUUCAUGUCUGUCACUGAAGAAUCUGAAGUCGAUGGAGUAGAAGGUUCUAGAGAAGGCCAGGGAGAACAAGGAGCCAAUGUGACUCCGCGACCUUACAGUGACCCUCCCCCUAAAUAUACCCCCCCGCCAUCCUAUUCCACUGCUACUGGUGUCAGAUUUGCAAAACUUCUGAACCAAAGUUUACGCCAGAGCAUGCGCCGCCUUCGUGAUACAUUGCGAAGCAAUGCAGAAACAAAUGUAGCAACAGACACUGAGGCAACAGCUCAGUUGGAGGAAUGCCAUAUAACUGAAACACAAGUCAGAACAUCAACACCUUAUAUCCCGCCACCUGACUAUGUAACGGCAGUUAGUGAGUGUGCUCCAGACCGAAGCCAGAGUUCUACCUCCACAGAGCCUCCUCCCAGGUACUCUACACUGGACCCUCUGCGACGGCAACAGGCCCUGGCAGCCUUGGGGAACAGUCUAGCUUCUGGUUCUCAUAUCAAGGCGGAUGGGGACACUGAUCAAGCAUUACCAACGACAUCAGAGUUGCAACGAGAUAACAGCCUGCGCAGAUCAGGGCUUCGUCGUAGUAUUGCAUCAGGUGUCCGCAGGAGUGCUAGGCGCCUGGCUGCAACACUAGGGGUUGGAGGUGGUGAGGAUGGUGCUACAUUAGUCAACAGUGAAGUGCCCCUUAGUCAAGAUAGUCAACAAGGUGGAGAAAAUGAGGAAUCGCAUCCUUAUGCUUUUACCAAUUUUGAACUUGUUUCUCAGUCAGAUGCAUAAAUUAGUUGUAAGAUUAAUUAAAUGUUCCCAAAAUGAAAAUAGGCAUUAAUAUUUAUAAUGUAAAAUCUGAAUGUUAUCUGUUGUUUUCAUAGUUUUAGAUUUUAUUGUAGGCUAAGUUGCCUAAUUUUAUUACUAGAAAUUACAAGAAACUAUACAGUGCAAUAGAAAAAUGUGCUUCUUUUUAAUGUUAUGGUGAUAGAGAAUAUUUCAUAUAAAUCAUCCAAGGGUGAUCUGUUUUAGUACAUUGCAGUCAUAAUGUACCAAAAAGUGCUACAGCCUUGGGAUGAACAAUGGAUGUACAAUAUCUAAAAAAGAUAGAAGUUUUCCACAUUCUAGAGACAAAAAUAUAAUUGCUUUUCUGAGUGGUGCUCUUCAAUCUUGAAAUGAUAUUUUGCCUAAAUGAAUAUAUAAACAAAACAUCUGUGAUAUUUAAGAACUUUUUCUCAGACAUGCUGUGUCACAGAAGAUAUAGCUGUCAGUGAUAAAUACGUGGACCAUACAUUGGAUUGGCCUAUACGCUUAAUUCAUAAAAUUAAUUUGAUGAACUAGGAGCAGCUUUUAUUCUUUCCAGGUGCACUAAGAGUUAGUACUUUGUCUUUGAGGUUUUCAAAAUUUUAAUGUAUCAGUAAAAAAAGAAAGCCUUUGAAAAAUCAAAUACACAUAUUAUGGGUCUUUCUCAAAAUAUACAUUGCAUCUAUGUAUUUUCUGACCGUUGCCUUUCUUGAAUUUUUUACUGCAAAAGCCUCAUCAGAUAAGUAUUGACAGGUUCAGUUGAUCCAUGGAAGAGUUGCCAAUGAGAAGUAUGAGGAGAGCAAAUGCUACUACUGCAGUAUGUCCUGGCUUCAUAAAUUUGUGCCAAACUCCAAAUAGUGAGGCUGACAGUAAAGUACUCAGUAAAGGAAAGGUUUACUUGGCUGAGAAAAUCUUGUUUGUAGAUAUAUUUUUCACAACAUCACCUAGUAACAUUCUGCUGCUGUUGUGAUGGGAAAAUACAAGGUAUCUUUACACAGGUAGAUCCACUCCAUCCAAAUGAAAAUCCCAGUUGGCAACUUCGAGCCCCACCUCAUCACCUUUAUUCAAUGCAAAUAUUAUCAUUAUUUUUUUUUUUUUUUGCCAUGGCUUCUUUUACAUUUUUUCCCCCCAGUUAUUACUGAACCAUUUCAAAAGAAAAUGCACAGAAAUAAUUUUAUAAAUAUCACACAAAUUGUUGGGGGUCAGAAAGUGGGUAGGGCUAAUAACAUCACAUUUAACCAACGAAAAUGUCGCAUGAGAAAAUUGAUAUAACUAGAUACUUAAUUAUUUGUAUAAUUUGCUCAGUAUUAUCACACUUACCAGAUGAAAAAACAAAAUUUCCUUUUUAUUUAUGAUAACAAAGAGUUCCUUACAAAGCCUUCAGAAUACUCUUGGGAAAAAGUAAUUUUCAUUUUUGGGUUAAAUAGGUUAAAUGGAAGUGGACCUACCUGGUUAUAUGUACCAUGGUAAAAUAAUGAAUUGGCAAUUUUUUUAUUUUAAAUAUUGAGAACUACAACUCUGAAUUUGAGACAUGGUACUCAAUUAAGGGUCAUUUCUGACUUUUGCAUUAUUUUACAUUGAUUUGAAUGUGAACAGGUCACAAUUUUUACAUAGAAUGACCGACCAUAUUGUUGUUGUUGUACUGGAGUGUCAAGUAAAUAUGAAAUUUAGUGCUGAUAUUAUAUAUGCUGUGAUAAAAAUCAUAAUUUGGAAGAGUACAUGGCAUCAUUUAAUCACAAUUUAUUACACUGUAUGUAAUGUCAAAAUAUCCACACAUAAUGAUUAAUAUCUCAAUGAUAAAAGUCAGUACUAUGUCUAUAUUGUCUUUGGAUAGCAUUUGCUAUGCAGAAUAACUAAAAUCCAUUAUAUAUCACCACAGAUAAAAGAGAAAGUCAGUACUGUUCCUUUCCUUUCACUGUGAGGCAUGUAAGCAUUUAUACAAAAAGCUUCCAGUUUACCAGUCUUCCAGGGUGACUGACAUAUUAUAUCAGUGCAAAUGUGGAAGAUCUGUUUUCUCUAUCACACACGGAAGUUUAUAUCUUGUAUGUUUCAGUGUUUUAAUCAAUUUUUUUUCUUUUUUGUCUAUGUAAAUAUGUGUAUAAAAAAAAAAAAACAGAAAAGAAAAAAUUUGUAUAUUGUGAACAUAAGCUUCAUAAGCUUUUUCUGAUACUCUUUGAUUCAAGGAGCUGCCAGCCAUGCGAGUGGUAUGUAGUGUUAUGGAUAUAGUUUUGUGGCUCAACCACAUAUAUAUCCACCACCGUCACAAUACCUUUCUCCUGAUAGGUUAAUUCUAGCCUAUGGCAUCUUGUAUUUCAGAUCUACAGUCUGUUUUUAAGAAACUUCUUGGUAAACAAACUAAAAAAAUAAAUAAAUAGAUAAAUAAAUAAAAAAUCCCCAGGAAUUGUAGCAGGGGGAACACCAAAGUUGUAAGAUUGUGCUUUUGUGUUAGGGCAUCUCUUCUAGGACCUCGUAUGUCGGUGUUAAGCUCCGUCCAAUAAUCACAUGUACUUAUUUAUUAAUAAAAGUAUGGUGAAGAAA
This is a messenger RNA of Penaeus chinensis, 8980 nucleotides long. It is a transcript of the gene bdg, whose product is annotated as mucin-4-like. Lineage: Eukaryota; Metazoa; Arthropoda; Malacostraca; Decapoda; Penaeidae. Gene Ontology annotation, biological process: sodium ion transmembrane transport. Bases 77 to 6430 code for a protein of 2117 amino acids. The record is from RefSeq and is a predicted model, not a curated record. Gene Ontology annotation, cellular component: membrane. The transcript is spliced from 18 exons.